Oryza brachyantha (malo sina) is the source of this 2170-nucleotide messenger RNA. Its product is annotated as protein ACCELERATED CELL DEATH 6-like. The record is from RefSeq and is a predicted model, not a curated record. The transcript is spliced from 3 exons. Lineage: Eukaryota; Viridiplantae; Streptophyta; Magnoliopsida; Poales; Poaceae. Gene Ontology annotation, cellular component: plasma membrane. Gene Ontology annotation, molecular function: protein phosphatase 1 binding; protein phosphatase regulator activity. Bases 52 to 2058 code for a protein of 668 amino acids.
GCCACUCGAAUUAGUGCGAAGGGAAGUGCCGCCACCGACGAACACCGCGAGAUGGCAUCGCCGGCGGCGGCGGCGGCGGCGGCGGAGGCCUCUCCGCGGUCCACCCUUACCACCGCUUCUCGCCCGAGCCCUCGGCCGGCGACGGCGGGGGCGGCCGCGCCAACCAUGGGCCCCGCGCUGCUCCGCGUCGCGCGGAGCGGCGACGAGCGCCGGCUCGUGAAGGCGCUCCUCGCGGACCCGGCCGCCCCGGACGUGGAGGCCGUCGCCACCGCGGGAGGGAACACGCUCCUCCACGUGGCCGCGUCGGGAGGGCACGCGGCGCUCGCGUCGCUGCUCCUCCGCCGCGCGCCGGGCCUCCUCGCCGCGCGCAACGCGGCGCUCGACACCCCGCUCCACCUCGCCGCCCGCGCCGGGGCGCACAAGGUCGUAGCUCUCCUCGUCGCCGCGUCCUCCUCCUCCCCCGCAUCCUCCCCCUCCCCCCUGUCUAUCCGCGCCCUCACCCGCGCCACCAACAGGCGCGGCGAGACGCCGCUCCACGACGCGGUGCGUGGCGGGCACGAGGCCGCGGCGCGCGCGCUGGCCACCGCGGACCCGGGGCUCGCGGGGCUGUGCGGCGGGGCGGGGGAGUCACCCAUGUACAUGGCGGCAGCGGACGGAUCCCUUGGCAUGGUGCGCCUUCUUACAAAGACAUACAGGAACGACGACGAGGAUGAGGAAGUGCCCGUAUUGGGUUCGUGCACGGGCCGGGGCGGGCGCACGGUACUGCACGCAGCUGUGCUCACGAGCAAUGAAAUGGCACAGGGAUUGUUGCAGUGGAACCCAACACUUGUCAAAGAAGUAGAUGAUUCUGGAAGUACUCCUCUUCAUUAUGUUGCAUCUGUUGGAAAUAUUCCUGCGAUGAAGUUGUUAUUGGGAUAUGAUACUUCUGCAGCAUAUGUUCCAGAUUCAAAUGGCUUGUUUCCUGUACAUAUCGCUGCAAAAAUGGGAUAUGGUCAACUGAUCUAUGAAUUGUCAAGAUACUGCCCAGAUUGUGAUGAAAUGCUUGACAGCAAAGGAAUGAACUUCCUACAUAUUGCUGUUGAGCAUAAAAAAUGGAAAGUUGUUUGGCAUUUCUGUGGGACCCAGGAACUCGAAAGAAUGUUGAAUGUCAUGGAUUAUGAAGGGAACACAGCUCUUCAUCUUGCAAUCAAGAAUGCAGACCAGAUGAUAGUAAGCCUUCUUAUGUCAAAUAAAGCCGUGUUGCCAAAUAUAGUGAACAACAAGGGGCUCACUGCCUUGGAUCUUGCCGUGUUGGCAACUGACAAAGGAAUUAGUUAUACACUGAAUCCACAGGUCAUUAUACUUCGUUGUUUGGCGUGGACGGGAGCUGUCCUUAGUCCUCGUCGCUUGGAUCAAUUCAUAGAUGAGUUUAACAUCGGGAAAACUUCUGGAAAUGAGCUAAAGAAAUUUACCAACAUCUCGCAGAAUCUAGUUGUUGGUUCUGUGCUGAUCUCCACAGUCACAUUCGCAGCAGUUUUCACUCUGCCCGGCGGUUACAUAUCCGAUGGUCAUCCACAUGCUGGCGCCCCAAUUUUGUCGCACAGAUAUACCUUCAAGGCAUUUGUGAUGGCGAACACUCUUGCGUUCGUCGGCUCCACGUUGUCCACUAUCUGGCUCACUUAUGCUGGCUCAGAACAUGUCCAUCCACUGCUCCGAGCACUCUACAUGUUCUUCUCCGUGAUUUCGAUGGAGCAGGCGACAAGAAGCAUGGUGCUAGCAUUCGCACUGGGAGCAUAUGUUGUUCUGAGCCCAGUCAGUGAGCGGAUCGCACUAUUGGUGUGCUUGUCCACCUUCACCACCCUGUUGCUCCGCAACCCGUCCAAUUGGCAGCUAGGGUUCUUGUUCAUGCCGAUCAAGAGGCGGCUGGGGUGGAGAGGAGCUUUUCAGGCCCACUUGCCUCAGGAAACGAGGAGCCGGCUGACGGUAGGUGUUGGGUCCAAUUUUGCGAGUUUGAUCUUUUGGAGGAUGCUUGGUAUGCUGUCUACUUACAGCUUUAUCUUUCUGUUAGCAUUGCUGUGAGCUGCAAUGCGCUUCUGUGUGUGUCCGACCUGGUGUAACAUUCACAGAAGGUGAAAAGAGUUGCAUGGUGGUUCCUGUUACUCGUAAUGAUAUGCCAUAUCUUAUUCAGAAA